GAAGGCAAGGGAGCAGCAGCAGGCAAAGCGUCCAAACUCUCCAAAGCGCAGCCGCGCCUUGGCUUCGCUCCGCCCCCGAUGGGGAAGUACAUGAGGAAGCGCGCGGGUCGGGCGCCGGCCGCGGAGCUCGCGCAGGUGGUGGCCGGCGUCCGGACGCGGUCCCGCUCCGCGGCCGCCCUCGCGAGCGCCGCGGCGGCGGCGCCCAAGAGGCCGAGGACGAAGCAGGCGGCAGUGAGCGCGGAGGUGGGGGCGGGCCGUGGCGACGGCGCCUGCGCCGCGGCGGCUGAGGCGGAGGCAGGGUGCUACCUGCGGCUGCGGAGCAGGAGGCUGUUCGUGGCCGAGGCGCGGCGCCCGGUGCCGGCGGAGGAGAAUGCGGCGCUGCUGCCUGUAGGGGCGGCACGGUCGUCUGGGGGAGCGUCCGGGGAGCCCGUGGUGGUGGUCGCCGGGACCUCGAGCUGCUCCAGCACGGCGUCGUCGGUGGACGUCGUUGUGGUGGCGGCGGCGGCUUGGGAGAGGACCGGUGGCGGCGCCGCGGAGGCGCGCGAGGACCCCGACGUCGAGAGCGCCGUCAGCGAGUCGGCCGGGUGCGACGACCGCGAGAGGAGGGAAGCGACGCCGUCGAGCCGGCCGCCGGCAGAUCUGAGCGACGAGGAGUCGAGUCAGGCUCAGCAGGCGGCGGGCGAGCAGAAGCAUCGCCGCCGAGGGCCUACAUGCAGAGCUAGGACGGCACCGGCCGCGGAAGAGAUGGAGGAGUUCUUCGCGGCCGCGGAGAAGGCCAUGGCCGAGCGCUUCGCAGCCAAGUACAACUUCGACGUCGCCCGCGGCCUGCCGCUCGACGCCGGCGGCCGGUUCGAGUGGACCACGGUGGCCAGUGCGCGGCUGAACCAUCGAUGACGUACACGCCGUCCGGAAAAGGAAAAAAGAGCGUGAAGCGGGCCGGGAGCCGAGAAAGCGGCGGCGGCGCAGAAAGCGAGACCCUGACGGAAGAGGCCGGACGCCGCUAGGCGCUACUAGCUCCGAAGAGGAAACAGAAGAUAAGAGGAUGCAGCCAAAAGACACGAGCGCAUUUCCGCUUGGGCACGGGGCAGUAGAGUAGCGUUGGCUCCUGGCUAGUAGUCUACAGUAUCUCCAUCCGACUCGUAUUCUGCUGUUCAAAAUUCUUGGUAGUUCCAGCCGCUAGGAUUUUACUAUCUGUAGAGCCCGUUGCGACACUGUGGCUGGCGUGUGGCUCCGACUGGGGUGCAAACCGCUCUCCUGUGCACUCAUGCACACAUCAACUCUGGACUGUUAGAUCAUCAUUAAACGGUGAGACACUAGUUUGCACUUAACCCCCCCUGCAUGCCCCUCAGGAUAUUAGGUAAAUUUUGUUAAAAACCCCAUACAAGGAAAUAUCACGCACAUGAUCUAUCGCGCUUAA
Molecule: messenger RNA, 1417 nt
Organism: Panicum virgatum (switchgrass)
Lineage: Eukaryota; Viridiplantae; Streptophyta; Magnoliopsida; Poales; Poaceae
Product: cyclin-dependent kinase inhibitor 1-like
Exons: 4
Coding region: 79-894 (271 amino acids)
Biological process (GO): negative regulation of cyclin-dependent protein serine/threonine kinase activity
Cellular component (GO): nucleus
Molecular function (GO): cyclin-dependent protein serine/threonine kinase inhibitor activity
Source: RefSeq, a predicted model, not a curated record